Messenger RNA from Acanthochromis polyacanthus (spiny chromis), 2308 nucleotides. It is a transcript of the gene srpx, whose product is annotated as sushi-repeat containing protein X-linked. The transcript has 11 exons. Lineage: Eukaryota; Metazoa; Chordata; Actinopteri; Pomacentridae. The record is from RefSeq and is a predicted model, not a curated record. Bases 500 to 1798 code for a protein of 432 amino acids.
AAGCCUUGAUGAGGAAUUGGGGGGAUUUGCUCUCAGUAUCGGCUUGUUGACCAACAUUCUGUGCUGAACACUCGUCCCUUGUGGAUCCUGAACAGAGGACACAUUCACAUCAGAGUUCAUAACAUCCAGGGCCCAAGGUUGAGCACCCUUCCCCCCUCUUUAACUCCUUCUUUGCCCAUUUCCUUCUGGGUUUAUUACCUCCAGUCCUGUUCUGUCUCCCCUGUCCCCCUCUUCUUCUUUCCUAAAUACCAUCCUCCUUGCUCAUCAUUAUUCCCCUCACAUUUGUCUCUUAGCAGUGUCAGUCAGCUGUGUCCUCCACCGGCUCUGCAGCCACUUCUCAGAAAUAUUUCAGCUCUCUGGAUGCCUUGUGGUCUCAAUAUCUCUCGCUCUGUUUGAUGUGUUCACUGUUCAGGGAUGGCUAUCUGUGACCAGCUGGAAAACGGGCAUCUUUUGAGAUUUAUUCCAGAAGAUCCAGAUCAACCCCUGAAGUCUGGUUCAAAUGAAAAGGUCAGGAAUGUACGCCUACGGAGAUGACGAGGACUGGUAUUCCCGCAGAUAUAAAGGAACGCCGUGGUGCGCACCCAUUAAGCUGAAACAUGGUGACGUGAGCUGCCGUACGCCCAGAGGAGACCACCACAGGAACGUGAUGGGGACUCGCUGUAAAAUCCGCUGUAAGCAGGGAUACGAAUCCCACAGCUCAGAGGUGGUGUGUAUGGCGAGCAAGCACUGGUCCUCUAACUACGCCUGCCGACAGAGCCGUUGUCCCAAGCUGGACAUGCCCGUGAACGGCGGCUACAAGUGUUCGGACGGCUCCUACUUUAACUCCCGCUGCGAGUUCUUCUGCUCCCCUGGAUUCAGUCUGAAGGGCCAGAAGACAGCAACCUGCCAGCACACCUCAGUGUGGAGUGCCGGAGUCCCCACCUGUGUUGACUUGGAUCCUCCAAAAAUCAAGUGCCCUACUCUGAAGGAUAAGUGGGCAGAGCCGAGAAAGCUGACGGCCAGGGUGACCUGGGACACACCGGAGGGUGUCGACACAGCAGACGGCAUCCUCACAGAUGUUAUCCUGAAAGGAAAACCUUCAAAGUCUGACUUCCCAGAGGGGCUCCAUAAGAUGUCGUAUACGGUGUUCGACCGAGCCGGGAACAAAGGAUCCUGUCGCUUCACUGUCAGAGUGAGAGUUCGCCGCUGCAGCCCGCUGUUUCCUCCAGACAACGGUUAUAUGAAGUGUGACGCCGACAAAGACAACUACGGUGCUUCCUGUGAAUUCAAAUGUACGGGAGGCUUCGAGCUGCAGGGCAGCGCUGCCAGAGUGUGUCAGUACGGACUCACCUGGUCCGGUUCAGACACGACCUGUGCACCCAUGAACAUUAAUGUGGGCGUGCGCUCAGCUGCCGCGCUGCUGGACCAGUUCUACGAGAAGCGACGGCUCCUCAUUAUCUCAGCACCAACUGCCGCCAAUCACAAUUACCGCUUCCAGAUGACUAACUUACAGCAUGCUCAGUGUGGUCUGGACCUGAGACACGUCACCGUCAUCGAGCUGGUUGGGACUUACCCGGCACAAGUCGGCCGAAUCCGUCACAGACUGCUGACUCCGGCGCUGGCCCUGCAGCUCAGGAUUCUGCUCCGGAUUCCCCAGAGGUCUUUCCAAAUGGUGCUGGUAGACAAGCAGGGCAUUGACAAGCAGCGCUACCCGUUCCCCAUCACAGCGGCUGAAUUAUUCACCACCAUCGACACCUUCCCCCUCCGUAAGGACGAGAUGCUGCUGCAGCAGGAGGCGGGUCAGAGCUGUCAAUCAUAAAACACACACAGCACUCUGAUCCUCUUCCUCCUUCGUCACCGCAGACAGAAAGUUGAUCUGCAGCUUCCAGCCACAUCACACACUCCUACCUGAACUCACUACGUCCUGUUUCCUUUGUGUGUGUGUGUGUGUGUGUGUGUGUGUGUGUGUGUGUGUGUGUGUGUGUGUGUGUGUGUGUGUGUGUGUGUGUGUGUGUGUGUGUGUGUGUGUGUGUGCGCGUCAUCAAAGGUUGGAUGUCUGUCGUGGUGCUGAUCUGAGGCUGAUCUACAUUAAAUGGAUCACUCACUACAUUACAAUCAUAUUGAUUCCUGUGUCUUGUCUCUCUGUUUUAUUGUUAUUGUUAUUAUUAUUUCCAAAGCAGAAAUAUGUUUUACUAUUUUGUACAAGAAAAAGUCUUUUUACUGUAUGAACUGUAAGACUUUCUAAACCUGUCUUAUUUUGAUGCCUCUGUUCAUGAUGAACUCUGUGUCUGUACAGCCAUGAAAACACUGAUUAAAGGCGCUGAGUGUG